Messenger RNA from Hippoglossus stenolepis (Pacific halibut), 2944 nucleotides. RefSeq names its product WD repeat domain phosphoinositide-interacting protein 1. The transcript is spliced from 12 exons. Gene Ontology annotation, biological process: nucleophagy; protein lipidation; autophagy of mitochondrion. Gene Ontology annotation, molecular function: protein binding; phosphatidylinositol-3,5-bisphosphate binding; phosphatidylinositol-3-phosphate binding. NCBI's taxonomy places the organism in Eukaryota, Metazoa, Chordata, Actinopteri, Pleuronectiformes, Pleuronectidae. The coding region runs from base 339 to 1670 and encodes 443 amino acids. Gene Ontology annotation, cellular component: extrinsic component of membrane; phagophore assembly site membrane; cytosol. The record is from RefSeq and is a predicted model, not a curated record.
CGGCUCGGAGUGACGCAUCCUCCCAUCAGCUGUUUUUGUUUUGCAGUGAGAAUAUUGAAAGUUAAUAACACAAUAAUAAGACCGUGCGCUGAGCGGAGGAGGCGGCUCGGUGAGGAGGGGUUGUUUUCGGGUCUUUUGUUGGGCUCAGUCCGCUCUGUGUGUUUGUGUGUGAGAGAUGUGUACCACCUGAACCUCAGCCCCGGACAUUCCUCUCCCCGGAGAAGAGUGUGAGCGUGGCGCUUGGAGAACCAGAGGAAGGGGGGGGAAGCGGGGAUCGACCCGAGCCUAAAGGCCUCCGACCUCGGCCGGCGAGACGGGGAGCGAGCUCGGCGGCUCGGAUGGAGACCCAGGACCUGCCGGAGGGCCCCGCGGCGGACCGAGGCUUCAUCUGCGCCUCCUUCAACCAGGACACCACUUCUCUGUCUGUGGGCACCAAGACGGGCUACCAGCUCUUCUCAGUCACUGCUGUGGACAAACUAGAUUGCAUCCAUGAGGGAGUCGAAUGUUCGGAGGUGUAUAUAGUGGAGCGGCUGUUUUCCAGCAGUCUGGUGGUGGUGGUCAGCCUGUCCAUGCCGCGGCGAAUGAACGUCUACCACUUCAAGAAGGGCACAGAGAUAUGCAACUACAGCUACUCCAAUGACAUCCUGUCCGUCAGGCUCAACAGACAGCGGCUGGUGGUGUGCCUGGAGGAAUCCAUCUACAUCCACAAUAUCAAAGACAUGAAACUACUCAAGACCCUGCUCAACACACCCAUCAACCCCUCGGGUCUCUGCGCUCUUUCCAUCAACCACAGUAACUCCUACCUGGCGUACCCUGGCAGUGCCACCAUCGGGGAGAUCACGAUAUAUGAUGCCAACAACCUGAGCACUGUGACGCUGAUUCAGGCCCACGACAGUCCCUUGGCCGCCCUCACCUUCAACCCCUCUGGAACCAAACUGGCCAGCGCCUCAGAGAAGGGUACUGUUAUUAGAGUCUUUGGCAUUCCUGAAGGACAGAGACUGUAUGAAUUCCGGCGAGGGAUGAAGAGGUAUGUCAGUAUCAGUUCCUUGUCCUUCAGUGCCGAUGCCCAGUUCUUGUGCGCCUCCAGCAACACUGAGACGGUUCAUAUCUUUAAACUGGAGCAGCACAGCCCGAGUCAAGAUGAGGAGUCUCCUACAUGGUCAGCGUAUAUGGGUAAAAUGUUCACAGCAGCCAGCACCUAUUUGCCCGCUCAGGUGUCCGACAUGAUGCAUCAGGACAGAGCCUUUGCGACUGUACGCCUCAACAUGUUCGGCCUAAAGAACAUCUGCGCCCUGGCCACGAUUCAGAAGCUCCCUCGCCUGCUGGUGGCGUCCUCGGACGGAUUUCUCUACAUCUAUAAUGUGGAUCCACAGGACGGAGGCGAUUGUGUCCUUGUCCAAAGACACAGGCUGUUUGACUCCGGCGAGGAGCAGGUGGAACAGAGCGAAGAGGACAAAACGGAGGAUGUCCCUCCCCAACCAGCCAGCCAAUCAUACGCUGCCACUGUGGCACUCCCUUCAACCCCACCCUCCGCCACCACUCUCAUGGGUUACUCUGAAGAUGGUGGAGCCCAGAAAGGCGACGUCAUCCCGGAGCAUGAAUUCGCCGAGAGCCCCGUCUGUCUGGAUGAUGAGAAUGAGUUUCCCCCAGUCGGCAACCAGAGUAACUGACCAAACCCCCCCCCACCACCACCACCAUGAACCCACCCAUCCCUGCGAACAGUCCGACUCAACUUGCUUGGAGCAUGGAUGGAGGCUGGAAAACUUCAAACAUAUUCCUGACAUGUUGAGACAUUGUGGCACCCCCCACUUCACCUUCCCACAUGUACCUCUGCUGGCCUUGGGUCAAAUCUGCAUCCCUCUCACUUUUGUAAGGAAUAUUUUUUAAAAAAAAACAGUCUUUUCAAGCUUUUUGCUGAAACAGAUUAAAAGCCUGUCUGAGAAGUCCCAAUGUUAGCUCCCCUAUUCCGCCAUAAAAAAACUGCUCUCUCAUCCCUCGUUCCCUCUUUAAAUAAGGACCUGACAUCACAGUGACAUCAUACUAUCAUGGUAGCAACCAGCUGAGCAUGUGAUUGGUCCAGCAGAAUAUAAAAUCCGGGCCACACUCACAUCUUUUGAGAGAUACUAAAGUCGCUUUAGAAGCUUCUUGCAAGUGCUAUAGACAAUAAUCUAAAAAAAAAAAAGCUAUGUAAUCUUUUUUUUGUAUUUUUUUUCCCCAUCACUUACAAAUCUUCAACAUCUGAAUAUCUGUCAUCAGGGCAUUUUUUGUCAAUCAGGCCGCAAGAUGUUUGGAGCUUUUUGACGGGCAUUACAUGAGUCACACAGAGAGAGAGAGAGAGAGAGAGAGAGAGAGAGAGGAAAAAAGAUGCUGUUAGCGUGACACACUAUUUAAAACCGGAUACGUACAGUAAGUAUUGUAUGACUUGCAGAUGCUAAUUAUGGUAGCGACAGACGAGACUUAAAACUAUUGCCGAGUCACAGAUGUAGCCUGAUGAUACAUGUGUAGAAGUCGGCUCUGUGGCGGUCGACCCUAGAUUGGAAAAAACUUGACGACGAGCUGCCAGUGACGAAAAACGUACACGUCCGUGGAUUUCAGUGAUAUCCUGAAGACCUUUUUUUAAAUUCACGACACGAUGCUGAAUAGUGUGUUAACGUGCAAGUCCAACUCAUUUUUACUUUGUAUUAAAUAUUCUUUUGCAAAACAUUUUGAAGUAUUACACAUCAAUGCAUAGACUUACCAUGCAUAAAUAUAUAUUGAGGAUUUUUACUGUGUGUAUAAUGUGUAUAUAUAACAUUUAUAUAUAGUACUGUUGUAAUAAGUAACAUGGUAUUGCAAUUAGUGGACAAAAGGUGGCACUGUUAGGACACCUUUCUGCUGCAUUGAGCUGUUCAGUUCUGGACAUUUACCACAGAGACCCAUUAAAGCUGAGCAAUGAUUCAACCUC